This is a messenger RNA of Camelus dromedarius (Arabian camel), 5138 nucleotides long. It is a transcript of the gene STK32A, whose product is annotated as serine/threonine kinase 32A. Gene Ontology annotation, molecular function: ATP binding; protein kinase activity. Bases 224 to 1414 code for a protein of 396 amino acids. The transcript has 13 exons. Gene Ontology annotation, biological process: protein phosphorylation. The record is from RefSeq and is a predicted model, not a curated record. Lineage: Eukaryota; Metazoa; Chordata; Mammalia; Artiodactyla; Camelidae.
CAGUGCGCCCUGCCAGGCAGGUGCCUUUCCCUGCUCGCUCCUCCUUUCUCGGAGUUUCUCAGUUAGCCCCUGCUCCCCGGGUGGAAGCAUUCUCGGAAGGCGUGGAGGGACCGCCAAGAUCUAGAUAUCCAGCUAAGGUUUCUGGACCUCUUUUGAGUGAAGAUGACUGUUUCUGCCUAGAAAAUGUAACUGGAGGAUCCAAGAGGUCUAGGCAGACUUGACCAUGGGAGCAAACACUUCAAGCAAACCACCGGUGUUUGACGAAAACGAGGAUGUCAACUUCGACCACUUUGAAAUUUUGCGAGCCAUUGGAAAAGGCAGUUUUGGGAAGGUCUGCAUCGUGCAGAAGAAUGAUACCAAGAAGAUGUAUGCGAUGAAAUACAUGAACAAACAAAAGUGCGUGGAACGCAACGAAGUGAGGAAUGUCUUCAAGGAGCUCCAGAUCAUGCAGGGCCUGGAGCAUCCCUUCCUGGUUAAUUUGUGGUACUCCUUCCAAGACGAGGAAGAUAUGUUCAUGGUGGUGGACCUGCUGCUGGGCGGGGACCUGCGUUAUCACCUGCAGCAGAAUGUCCGCUUCCAGGAAGACACCGUGAAGCUGUUCAUCUGUGAGCUGGCCAUGGCCCUGGACUACCUGCAGGGCCAGCGCAUCAUUCACAGGGAUAUGAAGCCUGACAACAUUUUGCUUGAUGAACAUGGGCACGCGCACGUCACGGACUUCAACGUCGCCACCACGCUGCCCGCGGACGUGCGCAUCACCGCCGUGGCCGGCACCAAGCCGUACAUGGCACCUGAGAUGUUCAGCUCCAGCAGAGAAGCGGGCUAUUCCUUUGCUGUUGACUGGUGGUCACUGGGAGUGACGGCGUACGAGCUGCUCAGAGGCCGGAGACCGUAUCAUAUUCGCUCCAGCACUUCCAGCAAGGAAAUUGCACACCUGUUUGAGACGGCUCUUGUGACUUACCCUUCUGCCUGGUCACAGGAAAUGGUGUCACUUCUUAAAAAGCUUCUGGAACUGAAUCCAGACCAACGGUUUUCUCACUUGUCUGACAUUCAGAAUUUCCCGUACAUGAGUGAUGUGAAGUGGGACGCAGUUUUGCAGAAGAGGCUCAUUCCAGGAUUUACUCCUAACAAAGGCAGGCUGAACUGCGACCCCACCUUUGAACUCGAAGAAAUGAUUUUGGAGUCCAAGCCUCUGCACAAGAAGAAGAAGCGCCUGGCCAAGAAGGAGAAGGAGAUGCGGAAAUGUGACUCCUCCCAGACGUGCGCUCUUCAAAGUCACCUCGAAUCUGUCCAGAAGGAGUUCAUCAUUUUCAACAGAGAAAAAGUAAAAAGGGAUUUUAAUAAAAGACAAGCAAAUGUAGCCUUGGAACAAACCAAAGACCCCCAGGAAGAGGAUGGCUGGAAUAACCACCUGUGAAGUCAACAUCUUCUUCUUGGGACAUUUCCUGGCACCUUGGGCCAGGAGCUUCUGAUUUCCACGUCAGGAGGAGCUGACAGUAAUUCUCACCUCUCCACACCUCACACACCUGAGACACUGAAUGAAUACCUUUGGAAGGGGGCAGCGGGAUACAGUGACGAGUCCCUGGGCUCCUGGGAACUCGUGUCUCCACUGUGUGACCUUGAGCAAGUCACUGAACUGCUUUCUCUGCUUCAGUUUAUUCCUCUGACAUGAGAGGUUAAAACUAGAGCUCGACUCUGACUUCUACUCCCAUCAUCCUGUUCUUCUAAACAGCCUUUGUUUUUAUUUUGAAAGGAAGAUUUGGAUGUAGAUUUAUUUUUCCACUCCUUUGAAUUACACUGUGACAAAUGGACAGAGGUCGGUGAUGGGGCAAGGCUCUUCAGAGCUAGAAAACUUCACAGAGAUCAGAAUCCCCAAACCCAACUGAACAGGAGUAAGGAAUCCAUUCAAGGAGAAAUGAGUAGGACGAGAUUAGCAGUGACACAGAUUUUUGAGGACCUUCCAGUCGUGUGCUGGGGUCAGGACACCACAGCAGCUUGUAUCAGCUCAUAAAGAGCCGGCCAUGCACAUCUGUUCCAGUUCCCUGCACAGGGAUAUGAAGUGGGGAGGCUGAAAUUGGUGACGGCGGAAGUAUUUAUACCACGGAAACUGACAUGCUACCAAUCAGGGCUUUUUUCUUUCCCCUUCUGAGCAAGCCAGUUGUGGAAUAUUUAUUAGCACACCAUUUGCCUUCUUCUAGAAGCAUGUUUCUUGAGAGCUAGUUGUCCCCUUAAGACUGUCAGAGACCUGUGUCUGGAGAGGAUCAGAAAAGAAUAUCACCACGCUGAAAGCAUGGCCGCCCUGUAGUACACCGAGGGUGUACCUUACCCAGGAGUUACAGUCUAAGUUAGAGCAUGAGGGGAAUUUGGGACCAUAGUAAAAUUUACCCUUGAAAAAUCCUUUUAAUUAUACAUAACAUAGAGUGAGUAUCUUUUCUGAAAGAAGCCCAGUAUCACGAGACCCUUGGCUAAUGAAAUGGGUCAUUUUGGGGGGUUCGUUAUGUCUUUAAUGUAUGGUCUCAUUUUUGGCUGACUCCAGGUGAACUAAAAUGAUGAAGAGAUUGUACACACUUACAGAGACUGGACCCACACCUGGAACCACGGAUUCCGCACACCUCUGAGAGGUCCAAGGUCAUGGAGGCUGACUAAGGGAGCAGCAGUACUGACUUGCACUUACGACGAGGGUGGCGGGCAGGAUUGCUUAUUUAAAAUCGGCUUGAUAUUCACUCUUUUUCUUUCUGUUUUAUUUAUGUAUUUGCUGAACACAAAGUUUAAUUCACCCAAGUGAGGCAUGUUCACUCCACUCCCCUGAUGCCCAGAUCUUUGCAGAGAAACUCUUCUUGGCAACCUGCAGGUGCUGCUGAGUGGUCCAGAAUGAACGGGGACAAUGAGGGGCUGACUCUUGGCCACUCAGAUCACCUCACCUCAUCCUUACUUAUGCAGAGGACGGGCCUCACCGAGAUGGCAGUCAGCUGGCAACACAGGAGACCAGACUGGCACCCAGUUGAGAAACCAGCCAGGUGGAAAUGGGCAGAAGUAACAGAAGCGGCCGCCAGCUACAAAGGACUUUCCCAGAAGGGAGGUUGCAGUGGGGCAACCAAAAAGGGGGAGAAAACCAGUGCGGAACUUUAACUCAGCAUUUAUGGUUUUCUCCUCGCUCAACUCAUAGGCCCAGAGCUUCUGGCCUUGAAGAGCUGUGAAACAGUGCCUCUUUAAGAGUAACCAUAUUUUUGUUAAGAAGUAAACACCAGCUCUUGUGUUGUUUAAUUCCUUUUCUCUACAUUUCUCUUGCAUUAUUUGUCUGUGCUGAUUUUCCUCCAAACAGUAUAUACUCUGACUCAGUUUCCCAAAGUGGAGGGAUGGGUUGAGAAGAGCUAUAAGGAGGUGACCAGAUCCUGCUCCGGGCUGGUAACCAGGAGUGUCAGUGGCCACUUGUGUGUUAACCAACUUCCGUCUUUCAUUUGUUUCAAUUCAAGCUCUGAUGUGCUGUUGACUCAUCGCUCCAGACAGACAUCUGGCUCCUCCUCUUGCUAUGACCUUGUAUGUAUCAUCCCAAAGGAGAGACUUUAGGAAACACCCAAGUGCAGUGGGAUUGGUAGGAUCUCCACUGGGAUGGGAGUUAAUCCUCUGCUCUGUUUCACAUCUCCAGUUUAUAAUGGGAUAGGAACCCAAUACAGCCUCUGUAGGUUGAAUCCCUAGUUUCUACUUCCAAUGACCUGCUUCUAUGUCUAAGGCACCUUUACGGGUUUUCAGGAACCAUGGGUGCACUGACAGAGCACAGCCUCAGAGAGAAGAGUGAUUUCCAGUCCUAAUCAGACCACAGACCCACAAUGUGUUUGUUUCAAGUUAGAAAAGCUGCAUCAUUACAGCUGUCGGUGGAGAACAGCUGAUUCUAAGCACCUCCCACCACUGGACAUUUUGGGCAGCAGGACAAAAAUUUUUCUAAAAAAUAAAAGGAUCCCUAAAUCCUUACUGUGAUUGCUAGUUGUCGAAAUCAGAUCCUUUGGUUAAUGCUGCAACUUGGGCUAAAAUUUACUACCCCGCUGGGUGGAACAUAACUCACCAAGGCUUGUGACAACCAAGGCUCGGGCCUAAGAAUUUUAGAAAACAGGGUGGUUCUUACAUCCUUUUGUCUGGUAUUUCUGGAAACUCUCUCUCCUCACAGCUCCCUCCUUUACCUGUGUGGAGCAUCUGAAAAGUCUGAGCAGGUUUUGAAGACCAGGAGCUUCCUGGUUCAAAUGCUCUGGCGCUGCAGUGGGGCCGCCCACCCCCGCGCAUUCACAGGGACUGCAAAUGGGUGGUGGGGUGGCCCUGGGACCCUGACCAUGACCCAAACUCCAUGGAAGGUAAUACUCUGCGAAUGGCCUCCAGCCCAGAUGGCAGCACUGGUUUUAGCCGAGGGCAUUGCUGGGGCAGGAAUCAAUGUCAAACUGCACACAGCAUUGCUCAAUUAAUUAGAGUAAUGUAACUACUGAGUGGUUAGGCUGCUUCUGAUGGGACAGAAACAACUAGACUAUCGUCAUGGUUUUUCUAGACUGUACGGAUGAAUAAUUAACACGGGGAGAAAGAGUGGGUCACAGAGCUCACAGGGACUAGUGUUGCUGCUUUUGGCUGAUGCAGUAAUGCGACGGCUUUAAUGCUUCAAAAGCUGAAUGAAAAGCAUGAAGAACACAGUUGAGUUGUUUUGGUGUUUGCAUUCUGUCGACACAAAUCCCUGUUCCCUAGAAACUCCGUCUGCCUGUGAUUCCUGUUUCUUACAAUCUCAAUGUGUCAUACAAACAAAACAGUGAUGUGAAAAAUCCAAACUCCAGUUAUGUGUGCUGUUGCGAACGGGCAGCCCUUGGAUGGGAAAUACGUGCUUCUGCUGAGCUGUCAUUGCGCCUGCGUGUAUUAAAGCGUCUUCUGUACACAGUGAGCCACUGACCCUUCUUUGUCAGCGUUUUGUGUGUGUGUGUGUGUGUGUGUGUGUGUGUGUGUGUGUGUGUAAAAUCAUGUCCCCUAGGGGUAGGGUUAUGGGUUCCCAAAGUCACCACUUCUUGCUGUGAAGAAGACAAGAGACAAGCUGGUGUCAACUGUUCAAGAACGCAAUGCAUCACAGUCCAGCUGAAACAACGUAAGAAAACUGAAAUCCUGACCCCUCUAGU